AAUUACAAAACAUCAUUGAAUCUGUAUAUUUGAUUAUAUUUAUUCAACUAGAAUAAAUUAGAUCUCUCUUUCUUUCUUUCUUUUUCUUCAUGAACUUAUUGAAUGUGAAUAAUAUUCAUUGAGAAUUACUUACAUUAUCCAUUAUAAUUCAUUAUUACAUUAAAUUAAAAUCAAUAUUAUUAUGAAACAUAUUAAACAUUUAUUACAAUUUCUAUGGUUUAUUAUUAUUAUAACAUUCUAUAUAACAAUAAUCCAUGUGAAAUGUCUUAUUCCAAAAUUAUGUGUUCAUAAUAUCACAGCAAUAGGUGGAAGUGGUAUUUGUUGUCCAAUACCUAAAAAUUCUAAAUAUCCAUGUGGUGGUCCAGGUCAAGGUACAUGUCAAAAAGAAUAUACACAAAUUGAACGUAUACCAUUUUAUUUAAUUAUGGAUGAUAGAAUGAAUUGGCCAUCAAGAUUUUUUAAUCAUUUUUGUAAAUGUGAAGGUCAUUAUUUUGGUAUAUCAUGUAAUGAAUGUUGGUAUGGUUGGGAAGGUAAAUUUUGUAAUAAACGUAAAAAAUAUAUUCGACGUAAUAUAUUAUCAUUUUCUCCAAAGAAAAGAAAAAUGUUUGUUCAUGUUGUAACAAAAAUGCUUACUACUCCAACUGAUUAUUUAAUAUUAUUUGAAAAAGAUGCUAUACAUUCUGAUCCAUUGUGGAAACCUAAAUUUUUAGAUGUAGAUGUACAGUAUUUAUUAUCUUUUCUACAUCGUUACGCGAGCAGAGCUACAUUAUUUCAUGAUGCUAAAGAUUGUAUACUACGUCAACAUUUGGAUAAUAAUCAUGAAGUAGUUGGAUUUUUAACUUGGCAUAGAUAUUAUAUGUUAUUUUGGGAAAAACUUCUACGUAAAAUUGCAAUUCAACUAUAUGGUUGGUCAGAUUUCACAUUACCUUAUUGGGAUUGGGUUGAUUCUACAAGUUGUGAUGUUUGUGUUAAUAGUUUAUUAGGUGGUUAUGGACAGUGGGUUGGAGAUACUCGUUUAAUAGACCGUAGAAGUCCAUUUCACAUGUGGCCUGAAUACUGUUCUCCUCCAACUACGGGAAGUAACUGUUAUAGUUGUCACGCAGGUUGGCCAAACUUUCGAGUAUUGACAAGAUAUUUCGAAAGUUCAGCAUUUCCAACAACUGAUAACCUUUUGUUCACUCUUUCAAAGGAUACGUUUUAUUUGCCUCAAAAGAUGGAGGAUAUUGGUAAAUGUCGUGGUUUUCAUCAAGUUCUCGAAGGAUUUUGUUCUUUUACCGGUGACAAUUCAACUUACUCAUUUAUGCAUAAUAAAGUACAUAAUAUAGUGCGUGGUACAUUUUGUUGUGCAGCAACUUCACCUAAUGAUCCUAUAUUCUUAGUACAUCAUACACAAAUAGAUAGAAUUUUCCAAGUAGGUUAUAAGCAUUAAAUUAUCAUAUAUAUGCUGAACAUUUUAUUCUUUAACUAAUUAUUAUUAGCUUUUCUUUUAUCUAUGUACAAUAUACUAGUAAACCGUUAAUGACUUCAAAUGAUAUAUUACAAGUUACAGUAAACUUUAUUCUUCAAAAUAACCAGUGAAGAUAUUCGAACUCAAAUAAAUUAUUAAGUUAUUCGGAUGAAAUUGGUCAGCUUGAAAUGAUAUUUUAAGAAUAUUUUAAUCUUCAAAGAAUUUUAGUUAAUUAAAUAUGAACUAAAUUGUUUAAUCAUAUCUUGUAUAGUUUUUCAAAGUAUUUAUUCUGAACAUUUGUACAAGUUGAACACAAAGUGAACUCUGUUGACAACCACCGGAGUAAAUCGGCCCAGUUAAUUGAUACAUAAUUUCAAUCAUAAAUGAAAGUUAGCUAAUCAUGAUUUCCCAAUUAUCUUGUAAAAACGAUGAGAAGAUAUUUUCUACAAAAAGAAAAAAACCGAUGAUGCCCAUGAAGUGUAACUUUACUUCAACACUUAGAUGAUAAAAACAGAUAUUGGAUUUAUGUAUAUUGAAUCAAAUUGAAAAUAACACAAUAAUACAAAGACAAUAUUAGAUCACAGUAGUCCUAUAUCGUGAAGUGAUUGAAGAUAGACAUGUAAACCACUUGAUUCUGACUCAGUGCUCCAAAUGUUUUCAUACUGACAGCGAGAUCAAGGAGUUCGUGAGUCUUCAUUACUGAGGGUUAGGUAACUAAGAUGUGAUACAAUUGUUCUAUGAUCUUUGAUUUUUAAUGAUUCUCCAUGCAUUGUCAGUCACCGUUAAAAAUAAUCCGUAUAUUUUAUAUUCAUCAAUUUACUUUAAAAUGAUUAAGCUUCUUUAGUAGUCUAAACUCAAAACACUUUAUUAUAUGCAAAAUGAUUUCAUAUUCAGAUAUAUGAAAUUAUGUAAGACAAAUUCCAUUUCCAAUAAGUCACUGGACUUUGUAAUACAAUGCUUUAUAAUUUAGUUUGCUGUUUUCCUGUACUUAUUGUUAUUAUUGUUAUUUUGUAUAAUAGUUAUGGUUUAUGUAUAAUCGUCCACGUCCAACGGAGUAUCCAAAUCAUGGAGUUGCACUUGGAAAUUGUCGUGAAUGUAAUAUGGUUGGUUUCAUUCCUACAAUUAAACACGUAUUAAUGUUUGUAAAUACAGAACUGAUAGGUUAUACCUAUGAUAAUUUUAAUUUCGGUAGACGUGGCUUUAGUGGAGAAAAAUACUUGAAGUGUGGUCCUAAAUAUCGUGUCUAAUUUAUUAUUUACUUCAGAUCAUAAAAAUUUAAAGCAUAAAAACUGAAAUUGAAUACUUUUGUUCAACUUUAAAUGAACAAAUACUAUUCCAAAAAUUCCUGCUGUGGUUUUCUACCAAAUCAAUCAGAUUAGUACUGAAAGAAAUUGAAAAUAAAGCGUAAAUAAUUGUUUGGUUUUGCUCAGUUUGUAAAGUUUUCAUUUUGAUAACACUUAUGGAAACAACAUUGGAGAUUUUAAAUAUAUAUACAAUUUUCCCGGAGUUCUGACCAUUGGAGAUUAAUCAUGUUGGGAGUGAAACAAGCAACAACUAUGGUAGGGGAUGAUGAUCACACAGUUUCGUUGAUUGAUUGAUGUUAGAAAUGUAAAUCAUUCAAUUCAAACUCAGUAAUAUAUAGAUGAAAUGUUAACUGAGAGGCCUGAAGUUUCUCGGUUCUAUUGGUAGUAAGUUCGUAGAUGUACACUACGGGAAAGCCACAUACUAGGCCAAAAUAGCUGUUCAGUUCCUUCUAGCUUUCCCUGACUAUUUAACGAAAGUCAGUUCAUGUAAUAAAACUAGAAAACUGAAGAUUAUUAUACACCAGAAAAUGAUCGUCUACUUCAUUUUCAAAUUGAUUCACUCGGAAAAAAUGGGAAGUUAAGAAAAAAUUCACUGUCACCUAAGAUAUUAAAAACAUAUUGUAUUCUAUUCGCAAAUAGAAUCCUGAUUUCAGUGCAUCAUGUAAAAACGUUGUAAACAGUUCGCCUUUUUAGAUGCUCCAUUAAAUCUUAUUUAAGAUAAUUCGACAUAAUUUAAAUAUCGUCAUAGUGAUAAAAAAAGAACAACGGUAGUUCCCUUCUGUUUUAAUGCAUGACUUCAUCAAUCUCAGCAAAUUCGAAAAUUAAAGUGAUCAAGGGGUAUAGUGAUUUAAUAUUUCAAUGAAUGUAAUAAUAUACGAAAUAAAUGGUGUAUCAUCGUCAUAUAAACGAUUAUUUAGUGCACAAUCAAAUAACUGAUCAUGUUGAAUGAUGAAGGGACACUGAUGAAACUUACCAAAAGUAUAUAAAGACUAAGAAUAUCAAGAACAUUUGGUCAACUCAAAUUAUAUUUACAUAUAUUACUAACCUUAACUAUAAACAAAUGAAUAAAAGUUAGACAACUAAAUUAUAUCCAGUCGCAAAUAAAUUACCCCUAUGAACUUUCUUUUCUUUAACAGUCCAUUUACGU
Molecule: messenger RNA, 3898 nt
Organism: Schistosoma haematobium
Lineage: Eukaryota; Metazoa; Platyhelminthes; Trematoda; Strigeidida; Schistosomatidae
Exons: 2
Coding region: 182-1429 (415 amino acids)
Molecular function (GO): oxidoreductase activity
Source: RefSeq, a predicted model, not a curated record